AUGGAUGUGGGUGUUACGAAACAGAAUUCGUGCAUUACACACUUGAGAGAUGAGGAUUUGUGUUUGAUCUUCGAUAAGUUAUACAAAACCUGUGACCGCGAAUCCUUUGGCCUAACUUGUCGCCGUUUUUUAGAAAUUCAAAACUCAAAUUCUAAAUGCUUAGAACUCGGACGCUCAAGCUGGCCAAAGAGAACUCGUGUUAUCUAUGAUGGGACAGAUCCUUUGAUACUUGAUAAACUGCUUAACCGUUUUAGGAAUGUAGAGUCACUAUCCUUCACCCAUUGUGAUAAACUUUCUGAUUCUGAUUUGACAAGGUUGCAAGAAUAUGGCUCUAAGUUGCAGUCUCUUUCCCUUUCUUAUUGUCGGCUUGUAACUGACAUUGGACUUACUUCAGUUGCUUCUGGUUGUCCAUUUUUGUCGAUUAUUAGUCUUCGUGAGUGUUCUAUUAGUGAUCAUGGAUUGGAGAUUUUAACAAAAUCCUGUAAAUCUUUAACAGAAGUGAACCUUAAUGGGUGCUCUAGCAUAACAGAUAAGGGCAUUUUGUCUCUCAACCAAAACUGUCGCGAAAUUAGAGCAAUUAGCAUAGCUGGGUGCAAAGAAAUACGUGGCGUGGGCUUCAAAGGGAUUUCUCCAACAUUGAUUAUCUUAGAAGCGAAUUCUUGUGAUUUUGAUCUCGCGGGUGUUACUGGAAUCAUAAGUGGAGGUGGUCUUAAGUAUCUAAACCUUUCGUAUUCAUACAAAAGGGAACAAGGUUUGGCAAUACUCGUUUCAGGUUCUGCCUCAAAUCUUAGAAUCCUUGACUUGAUGAGAUGCAACUUUGUUGAUGAUGCCGCGAUAGAAAGUAUCUCAAAAGGGUGUCCAUUACUAGAAGAAUGGAACCUGUCGUUCUGUGAUGAGAUCGGAAUUUCAGGUUGGGAGUCCAUUGGAUUGAAUUGUCACAAUUUGGAAAUAAUCUAUGUUCAUGGAUGUAAGAAGCUAUGUGAUAAAGGAUUACUGGCUUUGGGGAACGGCUGUGAGCGUCUGUCAAAGGUAUAUAUGAACACUAAGUACGGCAAAAACAUUACUCGAUCUGGGAAACUCAUGUUCAAGACACAGAGACCGGAUGUGAAGAUCGAACAGGAGAUAUCAAUGAAGACAAAUUUCCCAUUUUGGAAAUUUACCUGGCCCUAUACUAGAUGGUUAUGGGAUUAGUAGUAGGAAACAAUCAAUUUUUUUUUCCAGAAAAACAAACAUCAACACCACACAUUGAUAUCAAUUUAUCUACCAGUAUAUGUAAAUUUUUACU
Molecule: messenger RNA, 1285 nt
Organism: Erigeron canadensis
Lineage: Eukaryota; Viridiplantae; Streptophyta; Magnoliopsida; Asterales; Asteraceae
Product: F-box/LRR-repeat protein 12-like
Exons: 1
Coding region: 1-1191 (396 amino acids)
Biological process (GO): SCF-dependent proteasomal ubiquitin-dependent protein catabolic process
Cellular component (GO): SCF ubiquitin ligase complex
Molecular function (GO): protein binding
Source: RefSeq, a predicted model, not a curated record